Boeremia exigua is the source of this 1692-nucleotide messenger RNA. RefSeq lists its product as uncharacterized. The record is from RefSeq and is a predicted model, not a curated record. Bases 1 to 1692 code for a protein of 563 amino acids. The transcript is spliced from 4 exons. Gene Ontology annotation, cellular component: membrane. NCBI's taxonomy places the organism in Eukaryota, Fungi, Ascomycota, Dothideomycetes, Pleosporales, Didymellaceae.
AUGCCUGAGCCUACGCUUGGCUGCCAAAUUGCGCCUCACUACGACCGCGAGCAGUGGCCAUACAACAGCGAUAGCGAAAGCGACGGUACUGGCACAGGGAGCGAAGCUGAAAGUCCAGCGCAAGAAGAAGCCGUCCGCGAUGCAUUAGCCAUAGAGAAAGCUGAGACCCAGCAUUCCCGUGGCAUCACACCAGCUCUUUCCAAAAUAAACACUCAAAGAUCAAGACGCAGUCGAAAGGAUGUUGCACAAACUCCAGUUGGCUUCUGGCACUGGAAGAUGGCCGGUGUACGCUUGCACGUGCUCCGACUAUGGCUUCGAACAAACCUCAUUCUGGGUGUUGCCAUCAUGGCCUUCCUCUGUCUCUUCUGGGGCGCCCUGUUUCGCGAGAAUGAGAACGUCAAACAUCUAAAGAUUCUUGUGGUCGAUUUUGACGGCAGCGCACCAUUCACCGAGACGGUCCCAUUCGUUGGACCAUUUGUGACCGAAGCGGUUCGGAACAUGACUGCAUCAGGCGGCAUAGUCCCCACCUACUCGUUCGAAUCGCCCAUCGAGUUCGACUAUGACCCGUUGAAGGUCCGCGAAGCUGUGUACGAUAUGCAGGGAUGGGCUGCAGUGAUUAUCAAUCCCAAUGCGACCGCUCUCCUCAACGAUGCCAUUAGGCAGGGCAACACCACCUACGAUCCUGCCGGAGCAUGUCAGAUUGUCUACAGCUCUGCGCGCGACCAGAUCACAACGUCAACAUUCAUCCUUCCCAGUCUGACUGCGCUUCAGAGACGCGUCGGUGCCACGUUCGGUCGUUCGUGGAUUCUGCACCUUGGGUCAAACCUGCAGGAUCUACGCGCCACUGAAGCUCCCCAAGCGCUAUCGCCGGGUAUCGACUUCACGGUCUAUGACCUACGACCCUUUGGCCCGCCCAUCGCCACACCCGCCAUCAGCGUCGGUCUGAUCUACUUGAUCAUCAUCUCAUUCUUCAGCUUCACUUUCUUUCUGCCGAUCCACAUGAAGUACCUCUCGCCCAAAGGCCACCCGCCACUGCUCUUUCGUCACCUGAUUGCAUGGCGUUACAUUGCUACUGUUGGCUCAUACUUCUUCUUGUCACUUAUCUACAGCUUCGUCAGUCUGGCCUACCUCAUGCCAAUGUCAAACCAGCCCGCCAGCCAUGUCUGGCCUGCUAAGAACGCAAACGCAUACGGACGCGGUACAUUUGUGGUAUACUGGAUGUGCAAUUGGGUUGGCAUGACAGCGUUCGGACUUGCCAGUGAGAACAUGGCAAUGCUUCUCGGCACGCCAUGGACGGCGCUGUGGCUGAUCUUCUGGGUCAUCUCGAACGUAGCCACCGGCUUCUAUUCGCUCGAACUGGCGCCGAAUUUCUAUCGCUGGGGGUACGCAUGGCCGAUGCACAACAUCGUCGAACUCACCCGCUCCACCCUCUUCGAUCUGCAGCAGUCCCAUGUCGGUCGUAACUUCGGCAUUCUGUUCGCCUGGGUCGCUGUCGACACCAUUCUCUUCCCGAUAUGUUGCUACUUCAUGCGCUGGAACACUGCACGCGUCAAGCGCAACGCUGCACAAGCCGAGGCUAGCUGGCAUGCGAAGAUGGAGAAAGAGAGGGACGAGCCAAGUCUGAUGGCUCGAGUGACAACCCGUGGGAGUCGUUGGAAUAGCAACGCGGGUCGAGACGCCGAACGGGGAUAA